CCACACCUGCUACCCAAACAGCAGCAGCGACAACAACAACAAGUAACGGCUGCCAGCCCCCGGAAAAUAAGUUGAAAAUAAUGAGCCAGCGCCGUAAUUAGCCCGCGUGCCAGUUUGUCUGUGGGAAGCGAUCUGCACCUCGUCGUAUUCCGCCGUUAAACGUGCCUCGAGAGCGGUCAACAGGGAGCCGGGGAGCUGUAAUUAUUGUCAUCGCAUUACCGAUGAAUAAUAAGUGUUGCCGUUUCGUGCGUGUGAGAAUGCAAGUGUGUGUGUGAGCGAUACACCCACCUUGAGCGACGACAACGACAACAACAACAACAACAACAAUAAAAGCCAGCAAGAAAACAAACAAACGGACGGCCACGGUUACGGUUACGGCUGCGAGAUUACGGUUGCAGAGCUCAUUGACGAAGAGCAGGGUCAGGCCACCAGAGCCGCUGCUGCAUUGCCUUGCCACCGGAAGCCGCAACCGAAGGGUGGUGAAGAGGAAGGCGAAGGGCAAAGAAUUCCAAUCAUCGUUGGCGGGCCGCAACGCCAACUCUAAAAAUAGAAACAAGCAAGAGGGGGGGCAACAAAACUAUUGUCCAUAUCCAUAUCGAAGCAGAAGCAAGAGAAACCCCUGCAAGUAUUAUUCCUCAUUCCGAGAUUAGCCGGCCAGUCAGCCAAGCAACAGAAGCGGCAGCAGCAGCAGCAGUAUUCAUCAGACAAGGAGGAGGAGCAGUCAGGAGUAUUUGGGAGAAUCCCCUCAACAAAUCCAUAUCAGCAGAAGGAGAGUGAGGCAGAGACAACAUGGAGACCGUGGGCGACAGUGUGCCCAAUGGCACAGCUCCGCCCAGGACGACGCUGGACAUUGUCAAGGAGCGGUUCAAGGAGGACGAAGUUAUACUGAGUAUAUUCGAUGCCUAUCAAAUCAUUGGACACGAGUAUACCAACCGUCUGCUGGCGCUAGUCUCCUCGGCUUCUGGCGGCACCUUUGCCAUUAUCGCCUUCUCCUACCUGCGCACACCACCGCUGACCACGGUGAACGAGUUGAUCAUCAACAAGGUGUUUGCCAUCGACAGCAGCUUCCAGAUAAGGCAGGAUUCCAUGGGCUCCAUAAACACACAACAGUUUGACUUGUCAACGGCCGAGGAUGGGCCCUUCAAGUACUAUUACUUUCCCACAGAGAGCUCCAACUACGAGGACUUCCAUGCCAAAAUAACAUCCUGCCAAAGGUCUAUGGCCCAGUACGAUCCGGAGGCGGUGCUGAACUUCAGGUGGCUGAAUGACUACCGUCAGAUCGGUGAGGUCAAGCAGGAGCUGAAGAAGCGGGAGAGCGAGUACAUUGUCUACGAGGAUAUUCACAUCUUCUGCGCCACCUGGAAUGUGAACAAUAAGCCCUGCGGCGAUGGCGAGAAUCCGCUGCGAUCUUGGCUGGGACACACCGCCCAGCCACCCGAUAUCUAUGCCAUUGGCCUGCAGGAGCUCUAUGCACCCGCCAAGGCCAUGGCCUAUGAAAUGGUAAAGACCACCCAGAUGGGGGGCAUCGAGAAGACGUGGAUCGAUAAAAUAAUGGCUAGCCUUCAUCCGGAUGCCAAGUACGAGGUCUUGGGCACACAGCGUCUGGUCGCCACCAUGCUAACGGUGAUUGUGCGCCAGCAAAUCCGACCGCAGAUCACCCGCUGUCGCCUGAAGACGGUAGCUCGCGGCGUGUUCAAUGCUUUGGGCAAUAAGGGCGGCGUGGGCAUAAGCCUGCAGCUGAACGAGGGCAAUCUCUGCUUCAUCAACUCCCAUUUGGCCGCUCACAUGGCCAAUGUGGAGGAGCGAAAUGCGGACUACAAUGCCAUUGUCCAGGGCAUGACCUUUGACGACGGACGCACCAUCAGCGAUCAUGACCACAUUUUCUGGGUGGGCGACUUGAACUAUCGCAUCCAGGAGCCGCCGGGACAGCAGCGACCCGGUCCGAUGAGCGAUGCCCAGACAUACGAGCUGCUAUUGCAGUACGAUCAGCUGCGCCAGGAGAUGCAGCGCGGCAAAUGCUUCGAGGGCUACACCGAGGGCGACAUCAAGUUCCGGCCAACAUACAAAUAUGAUCCGGGGACGGACACUUAUGACAGCAGCGAGAAGCAACGGGCGCCGGCCUACUGUGACCGCGUACUCUGGAAGGGGACGCGCAUCGAGCAACUGGCCUACAACAGCAUCAUGGAGAUACGCCAGAGUGACCACAAGCCGGUCUAUGCGGUAUUUCGCGUCAAGAUCAAGACCCGCGACGCCGUCAAAUACAAGCGGGUGCAGGAGGAGGUUCUAAAGGCAGUGGACAAGCGCGAGAAUGACAAUCAGCCGCAGAUAAAUGUGGAGAAGACGGUGAUCGAUUUCGGGAGCGUGCGAUUCAAUGAGCCGGUCACCCAGAACUUUACCGUCUUCAACAAUUGCCCCUUGCCGGUGGACUUUAGCUUCAAGGAGAAGGAUAUUCAUGCCAUCUGUGAGCCCUGGCUCCAUGUCGAUCCCCGUCACGAUUCGCUGCUAAUCGAUUCUGCCCGCAGCAUCCGUUUGAAGAUGCAUGUCAGUGUCCGCACGAUUGCCGGGCUGUUGCGCAAGAUUCGGCAGAGCGAUAACUUUGACAUACUCAUUCUGCACGUGGAAAAUGGGCGAGACAUCUUUAUAACGGUAACGGGGGACUAUCAGCCCAGUUGCUUCGGCCUCUCCAUGGAGACAAUGUGCCGCACGGACCGGCCAUUGGGCGAGUACACGCAGGAGCAGAUCAAGCAGCUGAUAAACGAUGAUUCCCCGGAAUACCGAGUGACCAUGCCCCGGGAGUUCUUUCUGCUGAUCGAUUUUCUGUACAAACAAGGGCCCAAACAGGAGGGCGCCUUCCCCUCAUACGACUCCCGCCAGUCGCUGGGCAGCCAGUUUAACUUGCUGCGCGAUUGGCUGGACAGCUGGUCGGAUGAGCCAUUCCCCGUCAAUGCGGAGACAGCUGCACAGGCGCUCUUGCUGCUGCUCGAUCUGCCCGAGCAGGCGCUGCUGGAGCCGUUUGUCGAGGAUCUGCUGACGUGCAGCAAUAAGUCGCGGGCCAUGGACUACAUCUCGUUGCUGAGUCCGCCCAAGCGUAAUGUCUUCAUGCAUCUGUGCAUGUUUCUGCGCGCGGGCAUCGAAAGCCAGUACUACGAUCUGCAACAAGUUGCCUCUAUUUUUGGCCGCAUUCUGUUGCGCAGCGGUGAGUGCACCGCCUGGAUGGAUUACCACAGCCGCUGCGUCCAGUUUAUGCGUCUGUUCAUCGACAACGAUAUGGAGUCUCUGGGGAAUGGCAAUGAUGGCGCCGGAUCCGGAGAUAGGACCGCCGGGCUGCAGGCAUAGAUCCGCGAGGGAUAGUUGUUGAUAUUUAACUGUACGCAUAGAGUUAGUCUAUUUAUUUUUACUUGUUGGUACUUUGUUGGCACGCCUACAAGUAGGUGCGCGCUCUAGGCAUUUAUAUGUACAUUUCACAUGUUUUUUUUUUACCUGUUAAUUGUUUGCCCGCCUUCCGUUCAUUCCAACUUGGCUUCACAUCCCCGAGCUCACUUUGUUCUUGUUACGACUUUGCAUCACAUGAAAGGAUUGAAAGAUUGAGAUAGAGAGAGAUAGGAAAGGACACCCAGAGCUCACAGAAGCAGGAGGCGCCAACCUAGGCCAAAAUAAUAGAAUUCUGUAAAUAAGCUAUACGAAAUCUGUUCGCGAUGUAUCCUAUGUAUGUACGUCCAGGUUCGUUAAAUCAAUGUUUAGUUGAGCACGAAAUUCGCUUAUUAGUUUAGAUUAAUGCAAGGAUUCCCGCAGGGAAUCGUGUUACCUCGAAGAACUCCGGUUUCAGUUGCAACUGAAAAUAAAUAACAGCGUUACAUACAGUA
Molecule: messenger RNA, 3863 nt
Organism: Drosophila kikkawai
Lineage: Eukaryota; Metazoa; Arthropoda; Insecta; Diptera; Drosophilidae
Gene: Ocrl
Product: Oculocerebrorenal syndrome of Lowe
Biological process (GO): phosphatidylinositol dephosphorylation; signal transduction
Cellular component (GO): membrane
Molecular function (GO): phosphatidylinositol-4,5-bisphosphate 5-phosphatase activity
Source: RefSeq, a predicted model, not a curated record